AUGACGAAUAAUAAUAUAAAUCCAGCUAUAGCGAGACUCUCAUUAACCAAUAGACAUUUAACUCAAUCCAGAACCAGUUCAUCAUCAUCAACUCCAUCACAGACUACAAUUAAAACAUCAUCAGAAAAACCAAUUAUAAUACCAACUUCACAAGGUAAAAAAUAUUCAGCAACUUAUGCAAAUUACGCAACCACUAAAAAAUCAGAUUCCGAACAACCAAAAAUUUUAUCAUAUUUUCAUGAUAUUUCAUUAGAUUUAAACACACAAACAAAAGAAGCAAAUUUUAUAUGUGAAAUUCCACGUUGGUCAAAUGCAAAAUUUGAAAUUUCUACAAAAACACCUGGUAAUCCCAUAAUACAAGAUAUUAAAAAUGGUAAAGUUCGAUUUGUUAAAAAUUUAUUUCCUCAUCAUGGAUAUAUUCAUAAUUAUGGUGCAUUCCCACAAACUUGGGAGGAUCCAUUUGUAAAACAUUAUGACUUGUAUGGAGAUAAUGAUCCAUUAGAUGUUUGCGAAAUUGGAUCGAAUAUUUUGAAAACUGGUGAUGUGAAAAGAUGUAAAAUUUUAGGAUCAUUAGCAUUAAUUGAUGAUGGAGAAUUAGAUUGGAAAGUUAUAGUAGUGGAUAUAGAAGAUGAAUUAGCUUCACAAGUAAAUGAUAUAGAGGAAUUAAGAAGGAAAUGUCCAGGAUUAUUGGAAGCAACAAAACAAUGGUUUAAAGAUUAUAAAUUAGCUGAUUCAAAACCUGAAAAUAAAUUUGCAUUUGGUGGAAAUUAUAAAUCUGCUGAUGAAACUAUAACUAUUAUUGAAGAAUGUCAUCAAAGUUGGCGAAAUUUGAUACUGGGUAAAGUUCAAGGAUCAAAAGAUAAAUUACCAAGUAUUAUCAAUACUACUAUUGAAGGAUCACCUGGAUACGUAAAAGAAUUUGAAAUAAAAUUGAGUGAUCCUUCUACUGAAGAUGACUUAAUUCCUUUAGAUACCAAUAAGAAUUACUACUUCUAA
Molecule: messenger RNA, 996 nt
Organism: Lodderomyces jiufengensis
Lineage: Eukaryota; Fungi; Ascomycota; Pichiomycetes; Serinales; Debaryomycetaceae
Product: inorganic diphosphatase
Exons: 1
Coding region: 1-996 (331 amino acids)
Biological process (GO): phosphate-containing compound metabolic process
Cellular component (GO): nucleus; cytoplasm
Molecular function (GO): inorganic diphosphate phosphatase activity; magnesium ion binding
Source: RefSeq, a predicted model, not a curated record